CUAGAGCUGUAUAUACCGAAAGGUGCGAAUCAAGCUUUGUGAUGCCGAAGCAGAUUUCCUACGCCAUAGGCUGGAAUCAGUUCAUAGCUACCCCAACGGGCAGCCGGCACUCUGACUUGCCGACAUGUUUGAUUUCGUGGCGCAACAGUUGUCCUCCACGCCAACUGCCACCCGCCUCCCUCAACACCAUAACCACCUAUCAUGUUUCCCUACGCGCCAUUCCCGGAGGACGAAGACGAGCCUCCUUGGGAUAUCACUGUCGAUCCCAGUGUCGUAGACGAGAUCCGCAAACGUCGCAAGAAGGAGAAGGAGGAGAAGAAGAAGGAAAGGGCGGAAGUGGAGAGGGUGAGCUUUAUUUAUGCCUUGAUCUCCGUUAUUCUCUGACUGUUAGCUCACUAAAUACGCAGCACCGGGCGGAGAACCCCUACAGCAUUGACGAAAGGGGCAACAUCAAGAUCGAUCCGCUGGUGGUGAACGUGAUCGUGCAUUACUUCCCCGCAUUAUCGAUGCCACCGAUGCUGGAUCUAAACCAAGAGGAUGGUUGGGUGGAUUGGCUGGCAGCGCGUUGCUUGCCAGGGGGUAAGGACUAGGAGCGACCCCUUUGGUAAGCUGUUAGUUAUUGACGUUGGAGCAGAAUGGCCGGCAAUGCUGCGAAACUGGCGUGCACAGCGCUGGAUGCGCACCCACUGGGUGCCGCUCAUCAAAGCAGACAUCGCCACCGGAUGCAGCAAGGGGAAGACCGU
Molecule: messenger RNA, 743 nt
Organism: Aplosporella prunicola CBS 121167
Lineage: Eukaryota; Fungi; Ascomycota; Dothideomycetes; Botryosphaeriales; Aplosporellaceae
Exons: 1
Coding region: 42-590 (182 amino acids)
Source: RefSeq, a predicted model, not a curated record